Rhipicephalus microplus (southern cattle tick) is the source of this 837-nucleotide messenger RNA. RefSeq names its product arylsulfatase B-like. NCBI's taxonomy places the organism in Eukaryota, Metazoa, Arthropoda, Arachnida, Ixodida, Ixodidae. The record is from RefSeq and is a predicted model, not a curated record. Gene Ontology annotation, molecular function: sulfuric ester hydrolase activity.
AUGUCCCGCACCCUGCAGUGUUGUACAGCUUGGGUCACGCUCCUGCUCUCCUUGACACGAGCAGCACAGCCACCGAACAUCGUGAUGAUCCUCGCCGAUGACCUGGGCUGGCACGACGUGAGUUACCACGGCUCGGACCAGAUCCCGACGCCCAACAUCGACGUGCUCGCCAUGGACGGCGUGGUGCUGGCCAAUAAUUACGUACAGCCACUGUGCACCCCGUCUCGUGCUGCGCUGCUCACGGGCUACUACCCCAUACACACCGGAACGCAGCACUCAAGUUUUCGUAGCGCUCAACCCGUCGGACUGGACCCCGACCUCAAACUACUGCCGGAGUACCUCAAAGAUUUAGGCUACUCAACCCACAUGGUUGGCAAGUGGCACCUGGGAUUCAGCAAGGAUGAAUACAAGCCGAUAAAUCGUGGAUUCGACACGUUCUAUGGACCCUUCUUUCUGUAUUUCGCCCCAACGGCCGUACACUGCGGCGGGCUGAACGAUUCCCUCCAGGCGCCCAAGGAGUACGUGGCCAAGUACGCCUACCUUGGUGAUUACGACAGGCAGAUUUUCGCCGGAAGCUUGGCCGAGUUGGACAAUGCGGUUGGUGCCAUCGUGGAGGCCCUCUACAAAUCGGGACUGCUCAACAACACGAUCAUUGGCUUCUCAACUGACAACGGUGGUGCACCCGUGGGCUAUUCGCGCAACACGUCACCCAAUUGGCCUCUGAGGGGAUCCAAAGGCACCGUGGCCGAGGGUGGCGUGCGAGGUCCGGGAUUUCUGUGGACACCGUGGCUGGCCACACGUGCCAAGGCCACUAGGCAGCUCUUCCACAUCACCUGA